Molecule: messenger RNA, 2865 nt
Organism: Numida meleagris (helmeted guineafowl)
Lineage: Eukaryota; Metazoa; Chordata; Aves; Galliformes; Numididae
Gene: PDC
Product: phosducin
Exons: 2
Coding region: 122-715 (197 amino acids)
Biological process (GO): regulation of G protein-coupled receptor signaling pathway
Source: RefSeq, a predicted model, not a curated record
UUCUCAUCUAACAACUUCUCUCUUAGGGCCCAAAGGUGUGAUCAAUGACUGGAGAAAGUUUAAAUUAGAAAGUGAAGAUAAAGACUCCUUACCCCUGAGCAAGAAAGAAAUUCUUAGACAAAUGUCUUCACCACACAGGUCCUUCAGUAAAGAUGAUAAAGACACCAGAGAGAGAUUCUGCCGUAAGAUGAGUAUGCAGGAGUAUGAAUUAAUAAAUGAUGAGAAAGAAGAUGAAAGUUGCCUACAAAAAUACCGUAAACGCUGCAUGCAAGAUAUGCACCAAAGGCUGAGUUUUGGGCCUAAAUACGGCUAUCUGUGUGAGCUGCAAAAUGGAGAACAGUUCCUGGAAGCCAUUGAAAAAGAACGUAAAACUACCACCGUCAUCGUCCACAUUUAUGAAGAUGGCAUCAAGGGCUGUGAUGCUCUGAACAGCAGCUUAACCUGCCUUGCUGCUGAGUACACCACCGUGAAGUUCUGCAAGAUCAAGGCCUCCAGCACCGGGGCUGGAGACCGCUUCUCAGACGAAGUGCUUCCCACCCUGCUUGUCUAUAAGGGUGGAGAGCUUCUGAGCAAUUUCAUCAGUGUUUCUGAACAAUUCAAUGAGGAAUUCUUUGCUGUGGAUGUGGAGUCUUUCCUAAAUGAGUAUGGGUUGCUACCUGAAAGGGAGCUUCCAGCACUGGGAAAUGGCAACACGGAUGAGCAAGAUGUUGAAUAGAAAGCCAUAGUCCUCUCUGCCUUCCCUUUCUCUCCUGUACAUUACACAUCAAUCUCAGUAAUACCCAACUCAUUUAGAGAAGGCUGUCAUUGCUUCCUAACACGUUUGUAAGACACGCAUAUAUAAAUACUCCUUAACUAUUAGCAUGCGAAUUUUUAAGUAAAACACAUACAACAGCCAGCAAUGUACAUACUUAUUUCUACACCAGGCACAAGUAACAGGAAGAACAAGAGAUGAUACUGGUGAUCUGUAAUAAACUAGGCAUGCACAAAAUUAAAAAUCAAGGGCCUAAGCAGGUCUCUGCUGUGCACAAGAACAACUUCACAUCAACAGGAACAGAACUGAUCUGUCCCUGGGCAAACAAAACAAGCCAUCUCCAUUGUCAGAAAUUAUGGAGAGUCCUGGCUCCACAGAUUCACUUUUCUAACCAUUUUCAGUAGGAACAAGACUUCACUGAUUCAUUUAGUUUUAAGGACAAACAAAUAGCCUAAAGCCUUUGCAAUCUUAAAUGGCUUAGGUACCUAAGAGAUUAUUUCAUGUUUCCGCAUGUAAGUUUCAGUAACUGAAAAUAUUGAAGUUAGCUUCUAUUAACUCUCUCAUCAUAAGAGCUAACACAAACAACCAGCUAAUUUCAGUUUAUCAUUGCUCCAUGUUUUGAACUGUAAUAUUUAAAAUAUUUGCAAGCUACUGAAAAAGUAUAUUGUGCUUAUGUAAUAACUCUGAAUAAAGCUUAACAGCUCUCAAAAACUGCCAUGAGAAGUGCAUAAUAUGUUUGUAAUCUGUAACAUUAAAAACGUGGGAAAUAUCAGAAAGCACUCAUUUAUUCAAGUUUUUAGCUUUAGUGAAAGGGAUACCGCUGAGAACAAUUUUAAAAUUCAUGGGAGGAGGACACAUUGUAGAUUCUGUACAGCUCUUGCUUACUCCUCUGUACAUGCAAAGACAUUCAGCUCUUGCAGCAAAACAUUAGUAAUGUUUCGAUAACUUCUUUCACUCGGUGGUAAAUCUGAAAGCUAAACUUUACUCUGAAAACAGAGAUAUUUGCAUCUUAACCACAAAGUUUUGCUGAUAACCUUUGAUAUUAUCAAUAUCUUAAAGAUUAUUUCUGGCACUCAUCUGAUUCACUUACCAGUUUUAAUUUGAUUUUCUAGCUUCACAUUUUGACCAGUUUCGAGUGAGAGCUUUCAGUUUUGCUUCAGCUCAGGAUCCCAUCAUGGACAUGUCACUUUGUGAAAGCCUGAACACGGAUCAGUAUGAAUUCAUAACUCAGACAUCAGCAUCAAGGAACUAUUGCUGUGAUAUAACCCAUACAGCCGAACUUCCACGACUUCAUUAAAAGCAGGCUCCCGAUCGCUCUUUUAAACACAUUUUUUUCCACUUCUCAUUCAUAUGGAAAAUUCACAAGGUAAAGAAAAGUUACACCACUCCCCAACAGAUGUGCGCAACAAAAUAAUUACACUCAAAAAAAAAAACUAGCCCCGUGAAAUCUACCAUAGGACUCACAAGAUACCAUUUCAAACAAAAUGGUGAGAACAAAACUUAGGCUUCAUUUUAAAAAGUGGCCAAAAAUACAUUUUUCAUUUGUCCACCUUUAAUGGCUACCAAAAUAUUUCUGCAUUUAUUUUCAAUAUUGUUUUGCCAUGGAUUUAUGUUUUAAAUGAGCAUUCAAAACCUCACCCGGCAUAAAUUAAGCAAUAAGAAUGAAGUUUCAUAUCUUAACAACAUAUCAACUCUUCCAACAUGUAAAACAAUGCGGGAUUUUAUGCCCCCAAGAGGUCAAACCGUAUCUUCUCAAAAUUCCCUGAUUUCUGUGUCAUAGAUUUCUGAAGAACCAACAAAAACAUGAUGCCAUACAUUUUUCUGACAGCACCCCUGAUGGGAUAAAACUGGCAGCAGUCUUUUUCCUUAGAGCAGACCUUUUUCCUCUUCAUCAAGCAUGAUCCUUACCCUUCAGCUACCAGCAUUUUCAUUGCCUCUAAAUGUUUCAUUUGCAUAAGCACAUGGACUUUUCAAAAAGCUGCCAAUUGCAGAUACACCUAACAUCAUAAAAACUGCAUGAUCACAUAGAAGGUUAUGCAGAAAAUAAUCAAUUAUCUUCUGUCCAUCACAAAUACACCUAGCACCCUGAGUAGCAAGACAUUUGUCUUGGGUUU